This is a messenger RNA of Salvelinus sp. IW2-2015, 2346 nucleotides long. Its product is annotated as MOB kinase activator 3A. Gene Ontology annotation, cellular component: cytoplasm. The record is from RefSeq and is a predicted model, not a curated record. Lineage: Eukaryota; Metazoa; Chordata; Actinopteri; Salmoniformes; Salmonidae.
GAAAAACCUGUCAAGCUCACUUAGAUCUUGCUGUGAAACUCUGUGUGUGUGUCAGUGUACUGUGUUUCUAUGUCCUGAAUGUAAACACAUUUUGCUUUCACAAUUUAACAUUUGUUAAACAGCACCCCCGGUAGGCUACUGCAACCAGGAAACUCGGAAAUGUCCAACUUGCUAACAGACUGGCCCUAGUUAUACACGUGCCGUGUACACCAGUAAUCGAGUAAAACGUCCAAGUUUCCGAGGUCAGACUAUCCUUGAACGCGGCACGAAUAUAAAACGAAAAACUGUAUGUGCGCCUACUUGGUCCGUGUAAAGUGACGUAAAAUCACACGUGCCGUGUACACCAGUAAUCGAGUAAAACGUCCAAGUUUCCGAGGUCAGACUAUCCUUGAACGCGGCAUUAAUAUAAAACGAAAAACUGUAUGUGCGCCUGCUUGGUCCGUGUAAAGUGACGUAAAAUCAGAGGAAGUGCUUGUUAUUUCUUUUUUUUUGUUAGGGAGGGGCUUAUUUUAGUUGCCUAAGUAAAGACUUAGUGCUAUGUUCAGAACUACUGACGUUAUACAUGAAUUAAAAUGUAGCCGUUGUUAUACAUUUAAAAACGAUUAGCAAAUUUUAUUAUAUUCAAGAGAACACAGCAAGGGAAGGAACAUUAAAGUGGAACAAUUGAUGUUCAGGUUAUGUUGGAGGACAGACUUCCUUGAAUUUACCACUCUUUGGACAGCAAUGUGUUACAUAUUUUGCCUCAGGACCAAAACCAGCUGCGAGACAAAUACAACCAUUGUAUAACGGCUCCACUGUUGUUUAUAUCUCCUCGUUCUAACCAGUAAAUCAUUCAUUAAGACAUAAACAAACUGACACAUGCAACAAUGUCCAUGGCCCUGAAGCAAGUCUUCAACAAGGAGAGGACAUUCCGGCCGAAGCGUAAGUUUGAGCCCGGGACACAGCGCUUUGAGCUGCACAAGAAGGCCCAGGCGUCUCUGAAUGCAGGCCUGGACCUGAAGCAGGCGGUGGCGUUGCCCCAUGGAGAGGACCUUAAUGACUGGGUGGCUGUUCACGUGGUGGACUUCUUCAACCGCAUCAACCUCAUCUACGGCACCAUCAGCGACUCCUGCACCGACCAGACCUGCCCCAUGAUGUCCGGAGGGCCCAAGUAUGAGUACCGCUGGCAGGACGAGCACAAGUACAAGAAGCCCACAGCUGUGCCAGCCCCAAAAUACAUGAGCCUGCUGAUGGACUGGAUCGAGGUACAGAUCAACAACGAGCACAUCUUCCCCACCAACGUCGGUACUCCCUUCCCAAAGACCUUCAUGCAGGUAGCUAAGAAGAUUUUGUCUCGCCUGUUCCGUGUGUUCGUCCACGUCUACAUCCAUCACUUUGAUCGUGUGAACCAGAUGGGUGCAGAGGCCCACGUCAACACCUGUUACAAGCACUUCUAUUACUUUGUAACGGAGUUUAACCUCACAGACCACAAGGAGCUUGAGCCACUGAAAGAGAUGACAUCACAGAUGUGCCACUAACGGAGCACCAUUGACCACUUGACAAAUUCCAGCUUGAAGACUAGUUCCGUCCAUAUAGAAGACUGAAACAGGAAACCAAGUCUAAAAUAGUCUUUAUUUUUAUAAACAAGUACAACAAUCUUUUUUAACCAUGUAGGUUUGUUUAACCAGGAACCUUGUAAGGCAUUCUCUUCAUUUUAAUUUUUUGAAAUUGAGCACAGUAUUAAGAGAUUUUACUUUUUUUACAUUUGAAGUUGAAUCAGUCCUGUAAUUUAGUUCUUGUUCUCUUAUCUAAAAUGAAUAUAUGUUUGUUUGUACAUAUCUAAGAUUGUAGUAUGUGGCCACUGAGACAUUAAAUGUACUCAGUGUUCCUGCUCUAAACUGAGUGUCAUAUGUUUAAUUAUGAAAUGGGUAGUUUUGAUCCUGGAUGCUGAUUAGACGAGCAGCGUUCGAAGCCAUGCAGUAUUGUCAUACAUUGUUAUUUUUCCGGAAUAUACAUUCAAACUGGUAUAUUGUUUGUGUAUUACAUCUAUUCAAUGGUGUUGUUUUGUAAAAUAACUGAGAACAAGGCCUGUGGCGUGAGGCCAAUCAAGGUAGUAAAACAGUCAUGCAGGUCUUAUGUUAGUCCACAAGGUGGCGAAAGGAGCACACAUAAAUACGGCUGGUGAAAGGCAGUGUUAAAUACCCCAUAACUCAAAUGAAAAACAUAUCUGCCUACCUCAGUACCAUGCAAAUACAGUUUUAAGGACACCUUAGGGAAUAUAAGGUUACUUUUUAAGUUAAGGUUGUCUGUUGGCGGUGAUUGAUCUGGACUAGCCCUGCGUUUGAGUAAAAGCUUCUUUAAAUAAUA